Bipolaris sorokiniana ND90Pr is the source of this 1453-nucleotide messenger RNA. RefSeq lists its product as uncharacterized. The transcript has a single exon. Lineage: Eukaryota; Fungi; Ascomycota; Dothideomycetes; Pleosporales; Pleosporaceae. Bases 144 to 1190 code for a protein of 348 amino acids. The record is from RefSeq and is a predicted model, not a curated record. Gene Ontology annotation, molecular function: protein binding; proteasome binding.
CUUACCAUAGCCAAACCACAUGCUACCAAACCAAACAUCUUGAUCACCACUAACCUUGCCACUUACGAUAUCUAGCUAAUAGUAUUAGCCAUAUAAACCGCAUCCUUGCUUGCCAGCGCGAACGUAUUAACCAUCUCUUAAUCAUGGCAGAAACGGACAAUUCCCCAGCACCGCCAACUUCUGGCGACGACAUCCAAAUCACCCUCACACACCAUGGAAAAGCUAUCGCAUUCCCCUUUGCUAAAGAUGCCACCAUUUCCGAACUUUCAGAACGUGUUGCGGCAGAACUCUCAAUACCGCCGUCGAAUCAAAAGUUCCUUAUCGGCGGUAAGAUCGGACUGCAGAAACCACCCUUUAAAGAUGCUGCGCUACCGCUCACGGAGCUCACAUCUAAAAAGAUAACACUGAUGGGAAGCACAAAGGAAGAGGUGUCAUCUCUCAACAGUACCAUAUCCGCCGCGUCGGCGCCCCGGCGACCAGGUCCUAUAAAAGCCGCCACACCAGCGCGAAAUCGAGACUACAAGAAGAUACAAGAGGAGGCGCAGUAUACCUUUCACACACUGCGCCCACUACCUUACCUCCCCAAUCCCGAACGCUCCUUGCGCUUCCUCGAGCGGUUACGCGAUGAUGUAGGCAUCAAAGCCGCCAUGCGUACACACAAAUUCAGCGUCCCGCUGCUCACCGAGAUGGACCCUGCCAUGCACACAACACAAGAGUCGCGCACGCUCGGAUUGAACCGAAACAGAGGAGAAGUCAUUGAGUUGCGACUGAGGACCGACGCAUACGACGGCUAUCGCGAUUACAAGACGAUCCGCAACACACUAUGCCACGAGCUCGCACACAACGUCUGGGGACCCCAUGAUCGCAAUUUUUGGAAUCUAUGCAAGCAGAUUGAGCGCGAGGUAGCUCGCGACGACUGGAAGAGCGGGGGCAGAAGCGUGGGCAACGAAGAGUUUUACGAGCCUACUGGCGAAGAAGAAGUACAUGACCAUGGAGGCUGGACCGGCGGGGAGUUUACUUUGGGUGGGGAGACGGUGGUUAGCAACACGGCUGGGGACAGGGAGACAGCGGUCAGCAAUACGAGUGGAGAGGGAAUGAGCAGGAGAGAAAUACUAGCACGGGCAGCGGAAGAGAGAAUGAAGAGGACGAAAAAAGCGGAGGAGGAGACAGAUGGAGCGGGAAGCAUGUGAUGUUUGUCUAGUUUUGGGAAUGGGGGUAUAUGCAUACCCAACUUCAUCGCUGAUAACCUUUCAAGAAGACUGCCAGCGGUACUGAGUGCUUACUCUGUGAUAACUGAACUCUAAAUAGGCGUAGGAUGUAGAGGGGCUACGCUCAAGAAACUAUUUCAAGGGCAGUACCGGGUGUAUUGUAUAUCUCUAUUCGAUAGAGAGGUGAGUUUUGUAGCCAGCUCAGAAUAUAGUCCUAGUACAAAUCUAAUACUGUUUUACUCCCA